This is a messenger RNA of Cyprinus carpio (common carp), 2562 nucleotides long. Its product is annotated as dual specificity testis-specific protein kinase 2-like. NCBI's taxonomy places the organism in Eukaryota, Metazoa, Chordata, Actinopteri, Cypriniformes, Cyprinidae. The record is from RefSeq and is a predicted model, not a curated record. Gene Ontology annotation, cellular component: cytoplasm; nucleus. Gene Ontology annotation, molecular function: ATP binding; protein serine/threonine kinase activity. Bases 499 to 1440 code for a protein of 313 amino acids. Gene Ontology annotation, biological process: actin cytoskeleton organization; protein phosphorylation. The transcript is spliced from 10 exons.
AACUGGCUCCCACUGCACACUACACACUAGCCCAUUAAACAUGUAUUUCUUAUCUAGGCUUGACCGUUUUAAAUACUACCGAGAAGGUGUCAGUCUGAAGGAGGGCGGGUUCGUUAUAUGUGAGGUUUGUGAGGUUUAGUGAAUGGUCUUUCCAAGAAGCGCGCUAGAAGCGAUGCCACCGGUUUGUCUCCGACUAGAACUUGUUUGGGGGUUUGUAGAAUAGACUGUAUAAAACAGGUUUGUAGUCAAUUUUAUUUGAUCGCUGAGCAAAUCAAUCAGCAGCAGAGGUGAAGACGAAGACGCCGGGGUGCUUUCUGCUAUCCAGUUCGGAGCAGACUACAGCUUCUGCCCCUGCAGUUCACACCAAUCCCAGCAGCCACAUGAGAAACCAUGUGCGGAGAGAGAGAGAGGACUUGUCGUGAUACAGAGGAUAAAAAGAAUGCAAAAAAACAACAACAAAUGCAUCUCGUGCGUAGAUGCUCAUAGUAGAUCUCCAAGAUGUGUGAGGUGGACGUUUCGUCUGAGCCCACCAGCCCGACGCUGUAUACAGAGUCUUCUGAUACAUACUGCCAUGUGGACCGCUGGCAGAGGCUACGCACAGCCGUCCGCAAGCUAGAAUUCUGGGAGAAUUUCACACAUGAGCUGAUUGGCAGUGGCUUCUUCUCAAAAGUUUACAAGGUAAUCCACAAUACAACACGGAAGGUGAUGGUAGUAAAGAUCUAUAAGAAUGAUGUUGAUCAGGACAGCAUUGUACGAGAAAUCAGCCUUCUGCAGAAACUCUCACACCCCAACAUAGUGAGGUAUCUGGGUAUUUGUGUCAAAGAGGACAAAUUGUACCCAAUUCUGGAGUAUGUUAGUGGAGGAUGUUUAGAGGAGCUGUUGGCCAGGAAGGAUGUGCCUCUAUGCUGGAGGGAGAAAGUAGACCUGGCCUCUGACAUCACCAGAGGGAUGAUUUACCUCCACUACAAGAACAUCUACCACAGAGAUCUGAACUCUAAGAACUGUCUAAUAAGGGUGACAGCGAGAGGCAGAGAAGCUCUGGUCACUGAUUUUGGUUUGGCUCGAGAGGUGGUUGAACUUCCUGCAAAGGACAGAAAGCUUUCACUUGUGGGCUCUGCUUUCUGGAUGGCCCCUGAGAUGCUGCGCGGAGAGCCAUAUGACCGCAAGGUGGAUGUGUUCUCUUUUGGAAUUGUUUUGUGUGAAAUUCUGGCUAGGGUCCCAGCAGACCCAGAAAUCCUUCCAAGAACACAGGACUAUGGCCUGGAUGUGUCAGCAUUCAGGAAAAUGGUCAGUGAGUGUCCUCAGCGUCUUUUGGAGCUGGCAGCCAGCUGCUGUCUGAUAGAGGCUUUCCGAAGACCCUCUUUCACAGAGCUUCAAGACGAGCUGGAUGAAAUUGCUGAGACUUUGGAGUGUCUUCACAAUGAUCUCACCACAGGUUGAUCUGCGGCACAUCCUCUGGUAUCCCAUCAGCCCUGCAAAUGGGGCCAACACUAUGUUGCUGUCUGGGAAAUAACCAAAUAAUAUUUUCAUAGGUUUCAGUAUAUCAACACUUGAUAAAUUAAAUUGUACAAGAGAAAGUAAUUUAUUUUGGUACCAGCUGCCCAAAUAGGAAAAAGUGCAUUUGUAUUGCUGACUUUUUUGAAAAACGACCUAUUUGAAAAUCGAAGAGAGUACUUUUCUUAAUUUGAAAAGCAAUUGAUACAUAAGCAAGCACUCAUCACUUGUGGUUUUGCCUCCACUCUGAACUGAGCUGCUGAUUUUUGGAAAUUCUCCAGAAGACUCAGCAGCUACCACAGGAUGAGACCAUUUCCUGCAUUUAAGGGCCUUUGUGUUGCCACUGCAGUGUUAUAGUGCUCUCAUUGUGCCAAGUGUUUGUGAAACCUUAUUUUUCUCUUCUACAACAUCAAAACAAAACAAAGAUUUCAUGUUUUAACAUUUUUACUUCAUUUUACUUUACAUGUUUGCCAUGUGUUGUGAAUUACUCACAUAUGUAUCCGAAGCGUGAGCUGGCACUGACUCCAAUAAACAGUGACACCAAACAAUUUCUCUGGACACAUUAUGGCCAUAACAGCUGAAAAAGAAAUUUGAGAUUAAAUAUUUUCAAGAUCAUCCAGCUGUAGUAUUAUUUACAAAAUCAGAAAUCGAACACUCAGUAAUUCAUAAUCCAAUUUCAAAUGCAUAACUUGGCACUGUUGAUUUGUACGUGUUCAUUUUUUUCUUGGUAUUUGUGUUUUUAAUAUUUAUAUAUAUAAGUACUGCUUGGCUGUUAUUUAAGUUUUUAAUCAUUAUAUAUUUGAUGCCUGUGUAUUUCCUUCUGAACAUCAUUCAAGUUAACUCUACAUUCUACAUAAAAAUGUACAUUCUGUGCCUCAAAGCAGAAGCUUGCGAAUCUUGAGAAGUGUCACGCUAACCUCAUAUUUCUGCAACAGGUCGGAUGUCUGUUAAUCUUUCUGUGGUUUGUAGUGUUUUUGUAAUACAGCACAUGAUAUAAAAAGAGGAAAAGAAGCAUAUGUGAAUGGUGUAUUUUUUUUUUUUUUAAAUAAAGCCAAUGAAAAUCCUCUA